Molecule: messenger RNA, 1107 nt
Organism: Cordyceps fumosorosea ARSEF 2679
Lineage: Eukaryota; Fungi; Ascomycota; Sordariomycetes; Hypocreales; Cordycipitaceae
Product: C2H2 transcription factor
Exons: 2
Coding region: 1-1107 (368 amino acids)
Biological process (GO): regulation of transcription by RNA polymerase II
Cellular component (GO): nucleus
Source: RefSeq, a predicted model, not a curated record
AUGAGCGUCGUCUAUGAGCCUAGGCCGUUCCUCCACGGGGAGUACCCCCCGAUCGGCGACGAGCACGAUCACGACAGCGCCGACCAACGAUUUACAGACUCCGAUGUUGCCCAACUCAGUCACUUCACGGCCGACGCGGCCGGUAUGCUCCAGGAUGACCGCGAUAUCAUGGACGAGCGGAGCAUGCUGCACGACCCUUCCGCCGGACCCGACGGCACCCGGAUAGACCUAUCCGCUGCAGACUUCCCAUCUCCCCUCGAUGCGCCCAUGUCGGCCGCCGAGUUGUCGCCAGCGCUCCCGGAUAGCGAGGGCCUGUCGCCUGGCGUCGACUCGCCGCCGUCUGGGCGAACAAAGACGAUCACAAAGCCUACCCGCGUCGUCGCCAAGCAAGCCGACGGCAGAUUCCACUGCCCGCUGGACGACUGCAAGGAGGAGGUCCAGUCCUUUCUGCGCAGGUGCGAGUGGAAUAAACACAUGGACAAGCAUGAGCGUCCCUACCGUUGCCAAACCGAGGGCUGCGAGAACCUGCCCGGCUUCACCUACUCAGGCGGCCUCCUCCGACACGAGCGCGAAGUGCACAAAAAGCACGGUGGUCCGAAGAACACGGUCAACUGUCCCCACCCAAACUGCAAGCGUCACACCGGCAAAGGCUUCUCCCGCCAAGAGAACCUCAACGAGCAUCUCCGACGCGUGCACACGAGCCCCGAGAGCACCUCACCACUGGCCGCUACCGCCGCUACCGCCACCAACGUCAUCGAUUCCGCCGCCGGCUCGCCCGACGCCGCGGCCGAGGAGACCGAGCGCGCCGGCGUGAAACGCAAGCGCCGAUCUAGCGAGGACGUGAUGAUGCCGGGCGGUGCCGCAACCAACGGCGCGUCGGACGAGGUCGCGCAACUCCGCGACGAGAUCAAGCGCGUGCGCAUGGAAAACGACAAGCUCAAGGCCGACAUGAAGCAGCAGGCGCAACAGAUGGAGCACCAGAUUGCCCAGCAGGCGCAGCAGAUUGAGCAGCAGGCGCGGCACUCCCUCGACAUGAUGGCGCAACUACACAGCCUUGAGGAGGCCCUGCGCCACAACCUCGGCGCUCCGACCGCAGCAAUGAUGUAA